AUGUGGCAUGUUUCACCUGAGACAAUGCCCUGCGACGAUGCCCUGCGUCAAUGCCUUCGGACACAUGCACCUGUGCAGCUCAAGGUGCUGGAGCUCAACAACAACGAGCUCGCGGGUUCGAUUCCGGACGCCAUCGGCAAUCUGAAACUGCUGCAGGACGUGUCGCUGGCGGAGAAUCGCCUUACAGGCCGCGUGCCCCGAGGACUCGACUACCUGCGCGCCAGCCGCACCGCCCAUUACAACUUCUCCGCCAAUGGCGCCGGCUUCUGCGGAACCGGAUUCACCGGCCUAACGGCCUGUCCGGGCGAUCCGCCGUACGUCCCGCUGCCCAAGCUGCCGCCGAAAACCCCCACACCCAGGAUUCCCGUCACUCCCACACCCAAGCCCAAGACCCCCGUUACACCCACGCCCAGGAUUCCCGCGAAUGACGGACUCAAGGAACCCGCCCUGUCCGUCGCCGCGGGCGGCGCCUGGGCGGCAAAGAAGCAGAAGCAGACAAAUCGUACCGGCGCCAAGCCGCCCUCCUCCGUCGCCGCGUCUGUCGGCUCCCCAGGAGCGCGCUCCUUGGCCGUCGAUGUCGAGAUGGGCGGCGAGAUGAACGGCUGUCUGCCGUCCUCGCGCGAUCGCGCUGUGUUCCCCGCUGCCGCCUCGCCGACAGGCGGCGCGUCGCGCUCGGCGGCUGUAGCAGGACCGGCUGUAGCGGGAGCCGCGGCGGCGACAGCGGGGGCUGCUGCUGUGGCGGCUACAGCCAGGCAAGCGUCGCGCGGACGAUCGGAGAGGAACGAGCGACAGGGUGGGACGCCACCGAGGCGGUCGCCCAGACCUGCGGAGCAGCCCCGGAAACCGGCGGCUUGGGAGCAGCCUCAGGGGCAGGCUCGGGGGCCGGGGCAGAGCGGAUCGUUCGGCCGGCAGGAGGAUGAGUCAAGGAAUGGGAGCGAGAGGGGCAGCGCUGCUGGUGGUGCAGCUGGUGCUGCUUCUGUUGCUUAUUACGACAGUGCGUACUUGCCCCAGUCGAGUGACAAAGCGACGGCGUAUGGCAGUGCGAGCGUCGCGAGUGUGGUGCGCAGCAGCGCCAACACCCCCAGCCCUGUGAAGGCCCUCGGCGGGUGGGGCGCGCCGAGGGCUCAGCGCGCUGCCGUGGCUGACCCGGUUGCAGCGAGAGAGGCCGAGAGGGAGAGGGAGGGCGGGAGAGAGUGGGGUAAGGAGAGUGAGAGUGAGAGCGAGAGCGAGAGUGAGGGGCCAGGGUCACAAUCAGUGGUGUCGUCAGUGGUGAGUAGGGACAGAGGGUGGGACGAUGCCAGCAAGGGCGGCUCUCUCAUGGGCGCGACCGCCGUUCACGCCCACAACAGCAGUGGCGCGACUCGUGUGGCUGCACCUGCUGUGCCUUCUGCCGCCACGUCUGCUGCCACGUCGGCUGCCACGUCGGCUGCAAUGCCUGCUGCAAUGUCUGCUGCGUUUGCAGCUGCGACUGCAGCAGCGAGCAGGGGGCGAGUUGGGGGGCAGUCAGCAGCAGCGGCGUCUGCAACCACUGGUGCGUCUGCUGCAUCUGGUGCGAGCAGCGAUCGGGAUUCAGACACGGAGGAGAUCGAGAUGGAGGAGAGUGGAGGGGGGUACGGGAGAGUGGCUGCAACGCCGGCUGUUACCAGCGCUGCAGUAGUGGGUAAGGGGGUUCUAGGGGACAGCCCUCGCAAGCCAGGGGCAGGAGCGCCAAGGGCAGGUGCAUCUGGGGCAGGCGGAACUGGAGCAGGUGUAUCUGGGGCAGGUGGUGCUGCUGGGGCAGGCUCAUCUGGCGUGCGGGUGGGGGUGUAUGGGCCUGCUGGGAGGUCCCUGCGAGUGACAGACCUGCACGCAGCAGAGGGGGAACGCGGGGAGGAGGAGGAGGAGGAGAGCAGCGUUACGAGUGAGAGCAGUGAUAGCGAUUACCCCGGAGUUAAACAGCCUUUAACAAGCACUAGAGCGGCAGUAGCAGCAGGAGCAGGAGGAGGAGGAGCAGCAGUAUCGCCUGCUAUUCCCAGGGGCUGGGCAGGCGCAUCUGCUGCCACUGUGGCUGCCGCAACUGCUGCUAUCUCGCCCUCUCGUGCUGCUCCUGCUGGUGCUGCUGGAGUGGUCACUGGCAGAAGCAGUGGCAGGGGAGAGGGAUUGGAAGGAGAGAGGACGGAUGGAGAUACGUCUGACACGUCAGCAGAUGGUGACGAGGCAGCAGGGCACGGUUUGGAGCGGUACUUCACGGUUGCUGAGCUGGCACUGGCGACGAACGACUUCGGGCGGCAGAGUGAGCGCAGUGUGCUGGGCAGCGGGCGGCACGGCACUGUUUACCGCGCGCGGUUACCCGAGGGGACCACGGUGGCCGUGAAACGACUGAGUGACAAAAAUUUGGAGCAAUCUCCCCGCGAGUUCAAGUUUGAAAUAGACUCGCUAGCGCAGGCCAAGCACCCCAACCUAGCGGCAGUAUUAGGGUGCUGUGUGGAGGGCGACGAGCGCAUGCUGGUGUACGAGUACCUGCCCAACGGCUCCCUGGACGCCUGGCUCUACCAGACGGCUGCUGGAGGGUCGGCGGAUACGCUGGACUGGCCCAUGCGCAUGCACGUGGCUAUUGGCUGUGCCAAAGGGUACGUGCUUCCUCCUCUCUUCUCACUUGUUGCCUCUCUCUCUCUCUCUCUCUCUCUCUCUCUCUCUCUCUCUCUCUCUCUCUCUCUCUCUCUCUCUCUCUCUCUCUCUCUCUCUCUCUCUCUCUCUCUCUCUCUCUCUCUCUCUCUCUCAACCCGUGCUUGCUGCAUGCAUACGCAUGUGGGUGUAGGCUAUGCCAAAGGCUUGGCCCACCUGCAUGGCGGCAUGGCGGUGAAGGUGGUGCACAGGGACGUGAAGGCGUCUAACGUGCUGCUGGACGCGCAGUGGAACGCCAAGCUGGGCGACUUCGCCCUGGCCAAGGCCAUGGGGAGGGAGCAAGGGCACGUGGGCACGCGAGUCAUGGGCACGUUUGGGUACGUGGCGCCGGAGUACAUGAACACGGGGCUGCUCACGGAGCGCAGUGACGUGUACAGCUUUGGCGUGCUGCUGCUCGAACUCAUCUCCGGCCGCCCGCCCAUCGACAACGAGGCUCCCUCCGACCAGGUGGACUUGGUGCGGUGGGUGCGCGCCAAGGCAGCAGAGGAGCGGCUGUUAGAGGUGCUGGACCCGCGGCUGCAGGGCACGGUGCAGGCAGACGAUGUGGAGUACGCGCUGGGCGUGGCGCUGCGAUGCGUGGAGCCCAAUGCACUUAAGCGCCCCAAGAUGCCGCAGAUCGUGCACAUGCUGGAGAGCGAGGACCCCAAGCAGAGGGACGACUGGGUGGCGAGGAGGCCCAGCCCAUCCAGUGCGCGCUCCCUGGCCUACCGCGACCCCUCCCCCCGCGCCGCCUUCCGCCACUGCGACUCCUCCCCCCGCACACACCCCCCGCGCGACUCCUCCCCCCACACCGCCAUCCGAGAGCCCUCCCCCCGCGCCCCCUACUUCCGCGACCCCAGCCCCCGCGGGUGCCCCGCUGCUGCCUCUGUUCCCGGAAGGUCUGGUGGGUACGGCAGCGGUGGGGGAGGGGGCGGGGGUGGUGCUGCUUGGUCAGAUUCGAGUAGAGGGACGAGUCCCCGGAUAGGGGGGGCUGGAUCGAUGUCACAGAACAGUGCUUACUACGGCAUGCCAGGCUCGGCAAGGGCUCCUGAGCCUUACCGAGCCAGCAGCAGCAGCCCGAGGCAGUACGGGAUGCCAGGCUCGGCAAGGGCUGCCGAGCCGUACCGAUGCAGCAGCAGCCCGAGGAUAGGCGGCUCGCCGAGCGUGAACAAUAGCUACUAUCCGUCCCGCAACGCGGCUAGCCCCACCGCUCCGGACAUUGGAGCCAUGAUUGCGUCUGCUGCCAUGCGGACAUCUAGCCCCCGGGGUAUGACCGGAGGUUCCCCUGGCGUGGGAACGAUGGGCAUGUCGCCACGAGUGGCGAGCCCGAGGCCAUCGAGUCCGCGCAUGCAGAAUGGGGGGGAUGCGGGGAGUGUGAUUGCCAGCCAUGCCAUGAGCAUGAGCACAUACAGGCGCCAGGGCUCCUGGAGUAGGAGAUGA
Closterium sp. NIES-65 is the source of this 4083-nucleotide messenger RNA. Lineage: Eukaryota; Viridiplantae; Streptophyta; Zygnematophyceae; Desmidiales; Closteriaceae. The record is from the annotation of a GenBank genome assembly.